Tarenaya hassleriana is the source of this 1380-nucleotide messenger RNA. RefSeq lists its product as uncharacterized. The record is from RefSeq and is a predicted model, not a curated record. Lineage: Eukaryota; Viridiplantae; Streptophyta; Magnoliopsida; Brassicales; Cleomaceae. The coding region runs from base 371 to 964 and encodes 197 amino acids. The transcript has 4 exons.
GAAGGGCCAAACCAUUUUAAAGGAAUGGCAACAUAAGUAGACAACUCAAACAACAGCCUCUUCCCCCUCCACAUUCCCCAAAUUCACUUAUCUUUUUCUUCCUCCUCCUCCUUGAAACAGAGCAAAAAACAAAAACAGAACAGAGCUCUGUCUGAACCCACAAGCCUCUUCUCUUGCAUCGCUUUGAUUUUUCAAGUUCAUCGUUGGAGAAAACAGACAGAGAGAGAGGCGAAGUGGUCAGACAAAUUCUCAAUAUUACAAAAAAACUGAAGUGCCCGUUGACCGGCGAGGUCAAUUGUUUUCUUUCAUUGUUCCCUCUUCUGUUACUGUUCCAUCGCCAAUCUCCCUCCGCCUCUCUCUGGGGGUGGAGAUGGGGCCGAAAGGAGAGAAAAACCCGAGCCCGGAUCAGGGAAACGGGUUCGGAUGCACGAAAACAGAGAAAGGAGAGGGCUUCGUCAUGAUCGAUGUGGAAAGCUUCGCUCCUCUUCUCCACAGAGACUUACCCUCCACCCCCACUUUCACCAGAAGUCUCUCGAGGAAAGGGUCGGGACGAAACUACAGCGAUAGGAGAAUUCAUUACGACCCAAAUGGCGUCGAGAAGGAGACUUCAAUGCCUCAGCCCCAACUCCUUGGAGUAGGGUUAGGCACGCCGGAAAAGUUGGCCGCCGCGGGAGAUCAUCAUGUGGGCCCCAUUGAUCUCACCGCCACCUCAACCGCCGUGCCGACGGCAGGCCUGCCGGUUCAUCACACGACCGUCACCGCCGGCAGCAUCUCCGACCAGUCCGAAAGAAGACUCGCCUUCUCCAAGAAGACGAGCCUCAAGCGUUCCCCGACUUCUUGGAUUCUAGAUCCCAAGAAAGUUGUCCUCUUCUUUGCCACGUUGUCAAGCGUGGGAUCGAUCUUGCUAAUCAUAUUCACUCUUUCGAUGACCAAGUCUAGCGGCGAAGAUAUCACGCUAGACUAAAUGUACAUAGGGCGUAUAUAUGGACCGACCCAAGUCUUUGGGCAUGGAAAUUCCCUCGGUACCACCAGCCAAAUAGUGAGGUGAUGAAGAAACAGCAAAAGGGUACGCAUGCCAUUGAGAAGAGGAAAGUGCAAAAGCUGACUUCGAAGGAAUUAGGCCCGAAAAAGAACAAAGGAAGAAGAGUUGAGAGUGGAAUGUGGGCACGCACGUUAUCAUGCAAGAUUGUGAGUUCAAAUUCAACGUGACAAAGGAUUGAGAAUCUUUUUUUUUUUCAAAUAUUUGCGUUCUUGGAUUCUCUUUGUUCAUAUGUUCGUUUCUGCAGCGGAUUAAACGGAAGUCAAUGAAGAAAUCUAGGGUCUUCUUUUGUGUAUUUUGUUGCCUUUGUUUGGGCAAAGUAUCACCCGUAGAUCUUGUCA